GCUAGAACGUCCCACGCUAGAAGGGCGACUCAGCGUUCUGGACUUUUUACACCCGUUUUCAGCGCAAAUUCUGUCCGUUGUUGGUUUCUUGGGAGGGUGUUUGCCAUUUAAGAAGAAAGAUUAGAAGAUGUGCGAAGCUUAGACGACAGAAGCGGACCCGAAACUGCACAAGAGACGAGUGUCAGUCCCGUUUGUUUUUGUCCGACUCCGAGUGCAGACUGAAGAGUUGAAACGUCUGUGGUAGGCCGCGGCCGUAGGAUACUAGUAAUUUCUUCAGUCUUGGAAAAACCUUGAGAAACCAUGUCUCAGCAGCAGGGGAGGGCACGCGGCCGGGCACGAGGCAGGGGGAGGGGGGCAACCAACGAGCCUGCGCCUCGCAGACCAGGCACUCAGGCACCUCAGCAAGGACCACCCGGGGUACAGGUGGCUCAACCAAUGACAGGGCAGGGUGGUGUUAGGCCACCAAUGGCAGCUCAAGGUGGACCGCCAAUGGGAGCGCAGUAUGCAGUAGGUCAACUAAUGGCAGCUCAGGGUGGACCACCAAUGGGAGCGCAGUAUGUGGUAGGCCCGCCAAUUGGAGCACAGGUUGGGCCACCAAUCGGUGCUCAGGCUGGACCCCCAAUGGGAGCACAGUACAGUGUAGGCCAACCAAUGGCAGCGCAAGGUGGACCACCAAUGGGAGUGCAGUAUGCUGUAGUUCCACCAAUAGGAGCAGAGGGUGGAGCUGGACAACCAAUGGCUGCCCCUUCUACUGGGAGAGCACGUCAAAGGGGAGGGGCAACUGCCAGAGCACCUGGAGCACCGCCAACCUCUGAACUGGAAGCCCUUACCCUGGGGGAGAAGCCUGGGGGUGGGGGUGCAAGGAGGCGGCGGGGUGGGGUAGUCGUGGAGGAACCCCAUACCAGACCUGGGAACUUGCUGAACAAGAAAGGUACUACGGGAAACAAAGUCAGCAUGAUCACCAACUUCUUCAAGGUGAAGCCGAAGCCCCAGUGGGUGCUGUUCCAGUACCACGUGGACUUCUCUCCGGAGGUCGACCACCGCAAGGCUCGGAUAGCCAUGGUGUACGGCCAGGAGGCUCUGUUAGGGGAUACCAAGCUCUUUGAUGGGAUGAUACUGUUUUUACCCAAGAGACUGGAAAAUGAUCAAACGGUUGUCUACACCAAGCGCAAGACAGAUGACGCAGAUAUCCGCAUCACGAUCACGCUGACCAACGAGGUCCCGCCGACAUCGCCGCUCUGCCUCCAGAUCUACAACAUCCUCUUCCGCAAAUUCCUGAAGAACAUUGGCAUGCAGGAGAUCAACAGGAACUACUACAACCCUGGUCUGAAGGUGGCAGUGGAACGUCACAAACUUGAAGUGUGGCCAGGGUUUGUGACCUCCAUUCUACAGUACGAGUCGAAGACCCUCCUGAUGGCGGACGUCUCACACAAGAUCAUGCGUACCGACACCGUGCUCGACCUCAUGUACGACCUGUUCCACCAGCAUCCGCGCGACUUCUACGAGCAGGCCACCAAGAUGCUCGUGGGAGAAAUCGUCCUCACCAGAUACAACAACCAGACCUACCGUAUUGACGACAUCAGUUGGGAGGAGCAUCCCUCCGACAAGUUCCGCAUGUCGGAUGGGUCGGAUAUCAGCUUCCUGGAGUACUACGAGAGGCAGUACAACCGCAAGAUCGAAGACAAGGACCAACCACUGCUGCUCAGCCGGGCCAAGAAGAAGACCAAGGAGGGUGAAGUCCAGAUCCUGAAGCUGAUUCCUGAGCUCUGCACUCUGACAGGUUUGACGGAGGAAGCUCGAAAGAACUUCCAAGUGAUGAAGGACAUUGCUGUGCACACUCGCAUCACUCCCGACCGGAGGAGCGCCACGCUGCAGCGGUUCAUCAACCAGCUCAACAGCAAUGCUGACGUGCAGAAGGACAUGAGGGGGUGGCAGAUUGAGUUCGACCAGAACCUGCUCGCACUGGAGGGACGAACCCUGCCGAAGGAGAAGCUCUUCUGUCGGGAUGGACAAGAUCUUGACUUCAAGCGUGAGAGCGCCGACUGGUCCCGGGAGCUGCGGAGCCGUGCCCUGCUCAGCACCAAGCCGCUGAAGGAGUGGCUCCUCAUCUUCUCCAAGCGGGACUCCCAGAACGCCAGCGACUUCCUGCGCGCCCUGUGCCAAGUGGGACCUGCCAUGGACAUGCAGAUUCACAACCCCAUGAUGGUUGACAUCCCAAAUGAUCGUACAGACAGCUACCUGCGUGCCAUGAAACAACUGAUCAAGCCAGACGUCACUCAGAUGGUUGUGUGCAUCUUAGGAAAUCCAAGAAAGGACACCUACGAUGCCAUUAAGAAGUUCUGCUGUGUGGAGCACCCCGUGCCGAGCCAGGUGAUCGUGAGUCGUACUCUGAACAAGAAGCCCAUGUUGAUGUCCGUGGCCACCAAGAUCGGCAUGCAGCUCAACUGUAAAAUGGGAGGGGAGCUCUGGGCCGUGGAGAUCCCGUUGACAAGCCUGAUGGUGGUCGGCAUUGACGUGUACCACGACUCGCUGACCAAGGGCCAGUCGGUUGGGGGGUUCGUGGCCUCGAUGAACCGGCACCUGACGCGCUGGUACUCCCGCUGUACCUUCCACCAGCACAGCGGGCAGGAGCUUAUCGAUGGGCUCAAGCACUGUCUAGUGGCAUCCCUGAGGCACUACCAGACGAUAAACAAGGAGUUUCCACAGCGGAUCAUCUUCUACCGGGAUGGAGUCGGGGACGGACAGCUGGAGGCAGUGCUGGAACAUGAGCUGCCCCAGAUCAUCGACACCUUCAAGUCUGUUGAGGGAUACGAGCCAAAGAUCACCUUCAUCAUCGUGAAGAAGCGGAUCAACACGCGGUUCUUUGCUCGCGCCGGGCCCGGCCUGCAGAACCCACCACCAGGCACCAUCGUCGACGACGAGGUCACCAGGCCUGAAUGGUAUGACUACUUCCUGGUGUCCCAGUCUGUGCGCCAGGGCACAGUGACUCCCUGCCACUACAACGUGGUGUGGGACACCUCCGGCCUCAAGCCUGAUCACAUCCAGAGGCUCACCUACAAGCUCUGCCACCUCUACUACAACUGGCCGGGCACCAUCCGAGUCCCCGCUCCGUGCCAGUAUGCGCACAAGCUGGCCUUCCUGGUGGGACAGAGCAUCCACACCUCGCCGUCCGAAAACCUGGCGCAGACACUGUUCUUCCUGUAGGUCACAGGUCACGACCCAGGGCAAAGGGCGGAGGUCAUGAGCUUGCAGAACAUUCCAUACCAUUUUGCCAUUUGACAAUCUGGAAAAAAACACUGUUCUUCCACUAUAUUGUCACAGGUUGUGACCUAAAGUAAGGGGAAAAGGUUAGGCACAUUAGCUAACUCAUGUUCCUAACAGAACAUAACAUCCAUGCUAUGCCAUCUGAAACCUACCCAAACACUAUCUUUUCACAACAUAGGGCUUUAUACACAACCAUUCACUCACUCAAUGUUGCAAAGGUAAUUGUUGUCUUAAGUAAAAUGAAAGCUUUUAACUCUGUUGUCUUAAAUAAAAUGAAAGCUUUUAACUCCGUCCAAAGUACAUGUAUUACAAAUGUAUGUACAAACUACAACUGUCUGUUUCUAAGAAGACAUAUUUUUGACAAGAGAGAUGCCUUCCUGGCAAGAUAUUUUUAAGAAAAGUGUGAUCCAGCAUAGAAAUUUUACAUGGAAUAACGGCGCCUUUUAGUCAUUGCACACCUACUAUAGUAUAACCUUUUGAAUUCAGUGUAUUUUGUUACAAACUCAGGGUUACAAUGUGUAUCAACAAAGUGGAUCCUCAAGUCCUGGCUAAUAUUUUUGGUUAUACAUGUAUUUGCUUCUAACAUUCCUAACACAGGUUAUCCCAGAUAUGGACUUACUGUGUAGGAUGGACUACCAAUGUACUAGUUAUGUUUUAGAGUUGAAAUUAGAAAAACAUUGUAUUCUUUGUUGUCAGACACCUUUUUUUUAUCCUGUUACUUGCAAUUAGCCUUUGGGCAUGAACUUGCAAUUAUAAACUUUGUUGUCUUUUUUUAAUGAUGUUCGGCCACACCAAUUUAAUUUGUUGGUUUUCGGUAGAAAAAAAAAGAGAUGUGGUAAACUAGAAAAACAUUAUACAAGCAAAGCCAGAGGACCAGGCUUGUGCCUUGGUGCACUCAGUUUUAUGGAGUGAAUACAGUCAUAUUGAAGUUUCCUUCCUGCCUUCUGCUUUUAUGAUGUCAUCUACACUUUCACAUGAAAUUGUCCGAGAACAAAGGAAAUAAAUUGGUGUGACGGCUGUGGCCUUAGGUCAAAUAGGCAAGUACUAAAUGAAAGGUGUUAAAAUCUUUGAUAUAGUACUUAUUCUAUUAAUCACACGUUUAUGUUUUAACCACACCACAUGUUAUAAUGUUUAGAAAGUUGUCAUGUCUCUUGGGUUUGGUAACUCAGGUUGUUUUUGCCAAUAGCACUGACAUGUUAGUGUUUUGUUUUCAUGCAAGUUCAAGGAAGGUUGUAUCUUCAAGAUCAUGAGAUGUUAGCCCCCAACAGGCCUUCCUAUGUUGAUUGGGGAUACGGAUCGCAAAGUUUGCAAUUACUGCUAAUCUCCAAGCAGACCUUGUGGUGGUGUAACAGUGGGGUUCAAGUGCUGCCAAACCAACUGACUACACCAACAGCUCUUAGCUUUCGGUGUUGUGGUUUGCACGUUAGAUUUGUGAUCCGGCUGCCCAGGUUCGAAUCCUGGGAGUCGAGAUAUUGUUUCUUUGUGUUCCUGUACUCCCCUGUUGUUUCACUGGUUCCCAAACCGGGAAUCAAACUGGGGCCUUGGCAGUGAGAGUGCCAAAUCCUAACCACUAGACCAUAUUUGUGAUCCGCACCUCUGCUUGCAGAGUAUAGCAUGGGACUUUUUCUUACUAUGUUCUUUCAAAACUAGUACUAGUAUUCUGUUUUACUUUCAUUGUAGUGAUUUUUAGUCUUGAGUAUCUGAGUUUUGGAUGAUUAGUUGUGAAAAGGUGUUUUUUUUUUUCAAUUUUAGAAAUCUUUUAGUUUAACACUUUAACCCACCAUGUUUGAUAGUCAUGUAGAGUUGGUCUUCUGUUCCAUCUAUACAUUAUUGAUUAACACCUAUUUGCUAACUAGUGAAAUUAGUCAAAGUGUUGGUUUUUUGCCAUACAUUGUACCUGCAUACAAUUGUUGUGCAAUAAAGUUUUAUCUCAUGAGUA
Messenger RNA from Branchiostoma floridae (Florida lancelet), 5203 nucleotides. Its product is annotated as piwi-like protein 1. The transcript has 18 exons. Gene Ontology annotation, biological process: regulatory ncRNA-mediated gene silencing. Gene Ontology annotation, cellular component: P granule. NCBI's taxonomy places the organism in Eukaryota, Metazoa, Chordata, Leptocardii, Amphioxiformes, Branchiostomatidae. Bases 301 to 3204 code for a protein of 967 amino acids. Gene Ontology annotation, molecular function: protein binding; piRNA binding. The record is from RefSeq and is a predicted model, not a curated record.